Molecule: messenger RNA, 731 nt
Organism: Adineta steineri
Lineage: Eukaryota; Metazoa; Rotifera; Eurotatoria; Adinetida; Adinetidae
Source: the annotation of a GenBank genome assembly
AUGUGUCUAUGGUUUGUAUUUAUGAUUAUUACACAAUCGGUUGGAGAAGAUAUGCAAUCAUUCCGAAUGUCUUCAAUGCGUGGUUGGAAAUUUCAUUGUACUGGUACACCUUGUUUACCAUUGGUAAGUAUCAUUACGUCGACUAUUAUGAAGUGUCAAAUGGCAUGUUUAGCUCAAGUUUAUUGUAGAGCAGCCAGUUUUCAGAAAUCAACUUCUAAUUGCGAAUUAUUUAGUGAUAUGUCAAAUGAAACUGCAAACAUGCAGCCUGAUACCGACAUUACUAGUAUGAUUGUUAUUGCUGGAACACGAUCUCCACCUGGUUAGUAUGACUACACUAAAUUUAGAAAGAAAAUCAUAUGAAUAUUUGAGAGAGAGAAAAAUGUUUUUUUCUUUUAGUAAGCUUUAUUCAUAAUUAGCUUGUUGAUUAGGAAUAUGUAUAGAGAUGGGCCAUGUAAUGGUUUCCUUUUUUCAUUGACUUUGUACUAUUGGAAAUAUCGAAUAUGAACAAUAAAACAAAAGAUUAAUGCAUCUGUGCAUACUAGUUGAUAUAGAAGUAAUAAAUUAAGGAGAGUACUAUUCAAAGUUAAGUAAAGGAAGAAAGAAAAACUUUUUUUUCUUAAUUUUUACGUAUGAUAAAUGUUGAAGAAAAGUUUUCUUUUUUUUCCUCUUCUUAACUCUGCAGUAAACUCUUCGUCAUUUUCUGAAUUGAUAAGAAAUCAUGAAUGGAUCAG